Molecule: messenger RNA, 1286 nt
Organism: Ceutorhynchus assimilis (cabbage seed weevil)
Lineage: Eukaryota; Metazoa; Arthropoda; Insecta; Coleoptera; Curculionidae
Source: the annotation of a GenBank genome assembly
UAAAAUGUCAAUCAACUUAACCUAACUUUUUCAAAAUUUAAAAAUAUCAACAGAAUUUGUAAAAUAAAAAUUUAACUAUUAAUAAAAAUUAUCCCAAAAUGCAAAUGCCAAAGUAUUGCCCAAACUGUGAAAAACCAUUAGAAUUGAAACUAAUUAAUUUGGAAUCUGCUAUUUUAUUAUGCACAAACUUGAAAUGCCCUUAUCCAGUGGAAGUAAUUUUCACUUUAUUGCUUCCUGUUUUUUCUGGAGCGGCAUCAGGAAUCAACAAUUUGGCAACAGAUUUGGAAAAUUGGAUGUCCAACCUUCCAGAAUCACUCAGGAAUAUGCCUAUAAACCAUUUGGCUAUUCCAGGUUCACAUGACAGUUUUACCAAUGACAUUACAAGCAAAUCCGAUGUAUCUCCAGACGGCGAAGACAUACUUAAAAAAUUACAGUUUUCAAGCAUUGUUAAGCUUGUAAUGGCAAAUUGGUCUGUUACUCAAGCUUACAAUGUUUUGGAACAGUUGCAAGCUGGUAUAAGAUAUUUUGAUUUAAGAAUCUGUAAGAAUUAUGACAAUAAUAAGUUACGAUUUUGUCAUGGAAUGUAUUCGACUAAAGUAACAAGCGUUAUGCAAGAUAUAUUAGUUUUUUUGAAUGGGCACCCUAAAGAGGUUGUUAUAUUAGACUGCCAACAUUUUUAUAAUUUCACUGACACCAUCCAUUUAGAACUCAUCCAUUAUUUCUACGAUACUUUUGGAGAAAAAUUAAUACCUUACCAAUCAAACAUGGAUUUCCUAACUUUGGCUAAUUUGACAAACCAAAGAAAACAAGUUUUAUUAGUUUACAGAAACUCAAAUCAAAAUGACCAUCAAGCUUUAUUAUGGCCAGAUGAGAGCUUUCCUACACCCUGGUACAAUACAAUGAAUUCUAAAUAUUUAAUUUCCAGCUUGGAGGAAGGGCUUGCAUCCCGAACAUCUAACACUGGUUAUAUAAGUCAGUUGAUUUUAACACCAAAUGCUGAUAAUAUUUUGUUGAAUCUUUUAACUAGUUUAAAACAAAAAUGUGCAAUUGAAUUCCAAUCAACAAGGUCUCAGUGGAUUUCAAAUCAAACUCCUGCUGGUAAAAACGGUGUUAACGUUAUUAUAGGAGAUUUUGUUGAUUUGGGUAGGGACGCUUUUACUAAAGCUGUGAUUAAUUUGAAUUUGAAAUUACUGGAGACUGACACGAGUGCUGGUCAUAGAGCAUCUUUUGAAUUCAAUAUUUUCAGAUUUGUAAUACCAAAAAUUGCAAAAUUGUUUUCAAUCUGA